AUGGCAAGAAGCAUGUUAAAAGCGAAAGGUCUGCCAAAUGUGUUUUGGGCUGAAGCAAUUCAUACCUCAGUGUUUAUUCUCAACAGGUCACCUACCAAGUCUGUCAAGGAUAUGACUCCUUUUGAAGCAUGGCAUAGGUUUAAGCCAAAGGUUGAUUUCUUUAAGGACUUUGGUUGCAUAGCCUAUGCACAUGUUCCUUCUCAAAAGAGAGAAAAGUUUGACGAAAAGGGUAUGGAGAUGAGAAAAACAAGGGCAAGAAGUCCAAUUCCGAGUGCAAGAACAUCUUAUCCUAGUUCACCAGAUUCAACUCCUAGACUUAAUAUAAGAACACAUUCAUUGGCAGACAUAUAUGAGUCGUGUGAUCUUGCUUUGAGUGCUUUGGAGGCUCAAAAAUUUGAGGAAGUAGUGAAAGAAAAAAUUUGGCAAGACGCAAUGGAAGAAGAAAUUAGAGUUAUCAAGAAAAAUUCUACGUGGGAACUUGUUGAUCGGCCUAAAUCAAAGGACAUCAUUGGACUUAAAUGGAUCUACAAGACAAAAUACAAUGAAGAUGGCUCAAUCCAAAAGCAUAAGGCUCGGUUGGUUGCCAAAGGCUACUCUCAACAACUUGGAGUAGAGUUCAAUGAAACGUUUGCUCUGGUUGUAUGA
Molecule: messenger RNA, 645 nt
Organism: Prunus armeniaca (apricot)
Lineage: Eukaryota; Viridiplantae; Streptophyta; Magnoliopsida; Rosales; Rosaceae
Source: the annotation of a GenBank genome assembly